This is a messenger RNA of Sinocyclocheilus grahami, 759 nucleotides long. RefSeq names its product zinc finger protein 36, C3H1 type-like 2-B. The transcript has a single exon. The record is from RefSeq and is a predicted model, not a curated record. Gene Ontology annotation, molecular function: metal ion binding; mRNA binding. NCBI's taxonomy places the organism in Eukaryota, Metazoa, Chordata, Actinopteri, Cypriniformes, Cyprinidae. The annotation marks the transcript as partial.
AAGUUCCGCGACCGCGCCUACAGCGAGAGCGCCCAGCAGCUGCAAGGGCUGCAGCAGAAGCCGGGCUCGCAGAUCAACUCCACCCGCUACAAGACGGAGCUCUGCAGGCCCUUCGAGGAAAACGGAGCGUGCAAGUACGGCGAGAAGUGCCAGUUCGCGCACGGCUACCACGAGCUGAGAAGCCUGUCUCGCCACCCCAAGUACAAAACCGAGCCCUGUCGCACUUUCCACACCAUCGGCUUCUGCCCGUACGGCCCGCGCUGCCACUUCAUCCACAACGCCGACGAACGCAGACCAGCGCCGAGCAACGCCAAAAGCAUGCAGGGAGAGUCCACCAAGUCCGCCCGGGGGGAGCCGGUGUGCGGCUACGGGCAGCAGCACCAGCAGGCGGCGGGAGCCUUCAGGGAGCGACCGAAACUCCACCACAGCCUCAGCUUCUCGGGUUUCUCCAGCCACCACCAGCACCACCACGGACUCGACUCGCCCCUUCUCGAGAGCCCCACGUCCCGAACCCCCCCUCCCCCUUGCUCCAAUCGUUCCUCCUGCGCCACUAAUUUCUACGAGGACGUUCUCUCGUCGACACGCAACAGUGCCUUCUCUUUCCCCGGCCAAGACCUCAAAGCCCUGCUCGCGCCGCUGGCCGUACACACGCACAACGGUUAUUACGGAAACCUUCAGGUCAGCAUGGGCGACGGCCCGGGCCACUUGCAGUCCCUCCAGCGCCUGUCAGAGUCGCCGGUGUUCGACUCGCCCCCCAGC